Bombyx mori (domestic silkworm) is the source of this 1904-nucleotide messenger RNA. It is a transcript of the gene beta-PheRS, whose product is annotated as phenylalanyl-tRNA synthetase beta subunit. NCBI's taxonomy places the organism in Eukaryota, Metazoa, Arthropoda, Insecta, Lepidoptera, Bombycidae. Gene Ontology annotation, biological process: phenylalanyl-tRNA aminoacylation. The transcript has 12 exons. The record is from RefSeq and is marked provisional. Bases 75 to 1826 code for a protein of 583 amino acids. Gene Ontology annotation, molecular function: phenylalanine-tRNA ligase activity; magnesium ion binding; RNA binding. Gene Ontology annotation, cellular component: phenylalanine-tRNA ligase complex; cytoplasm.
AGUUUUGGAAGAGCGCAGCACUGACAUAUUUCACAUAUGGUCUACUCACUCGUUUUUAAAUAAUUUUAUCAAGAAUGCCCACAAUUUCUUUAAAGCGCGAUGCGCUUUUCGCCGCACUCGGUUCUACAUACACUGAUGAAGAAUUUCAAGACCUAUGUUUCAAAUUUGGUUUAGAGCUUGAUGAAGUUACUACGGAGAAACAAAUGUUAAUUAAAGAACAAGGUGACCAAGCAGAUGCUGAAUUAUCUGAUGAGAUCCUCUACAGAAUAGACAUCCCAGCCAAUAGAUAUGACUUAUUGUGCCUCGAAGGACUUGUUGAUGGUCUAUUAGUGUUCCAGGGGAAGAAACCUCCACCUCAGUACAAAGUGAAAAAAUAUGAAGACUGUAACUCUUUACACCUAACGAUGGCCACAGCACAAAUAAGACCCUAUGCUGUAGCAGCUGUACUUAGAGGCAUUACUUUUACAAAGGAAUCUUAUGAUAGUUUCAUUGAUCUACAGGACAAACUGCACCAAAACAUUUGCAGGAAAAGGACUUUAGUGGCUAUAGGAACACAUGAUCUGGACACUAUACAUGGUCCAUUCAUCUAUGAUGCAUUGCCUCCAAAUGAGAUUAAGUUCAAAGCUCUUAAUCAGCCAAAAGAAUUAACUGCACCUGAAUUAAUGGAGUUAUAUUCGAAUCACGCCCAAUUAAAACAAUAUUUAGGAAUCAUAAAGGAGAGCCCAGUGUAUCCAAUCAUCAAAGAUAAAAACGGAGUGAUAUUGUCUAUGCCUCCAAUAAUUAAUAGUGAUCAUUCUAAAAUUACACUAAAUACAAAGAAUGUAUUCAUAGAAUGCACUGCAACUGAUUUAACUAAGGCUAUUGUAGUUCUGGACACGGUGGUCAGCAUGUUCUCGAAAUACUGCACGAGCGAGUAUGAAGUACAACAAUGUAAAGUUUUCUCUCCUGAUGGAACUUACGAAUUGUAUCCCAAGCUUCAAUAUAGAGAAGAACUUAUUAAUGUUGAUAAAGCCAACAACUAUAUUGGGAUCAGUGAAGAAGGUGAUAAGCUAGCGUCGUUGCUGUCCCGGAUGUGUCUCCAGACCGCGCACGAGGGCUCCGUGCUGCGCGUGCGAGUCCCCCCCACGAGGCACGACGUCAUUCACGCUUGCGACCUCUACGAAGACAUCGCUAUAGCAUACGGGUACAACCGCAUAGCGCGGCGCCCCGCCCGCGCCGUGACGUCAGGCGGACAGGACCCCGCCAACAAACUCACGGAGCAGCUGCGGAACGAGUGCGCCCGCGCCGGCUACACUGAAGCGCUCACCUUCACACUUUGCUCCCGUGAAGACGUAUCUACGAAAUUGGGUGUUAAAAUCGAAGAUGUACCGGCCGCCCACAUCUCCAAUCCCAAGACCCUGGAGUUCCAAGUAGUCCGAACGUUGUUACUACCCGGGCUGCUGAAAACCAUUGCUGCAAACAAAAAAAUGCCUUUACCCUUGAAACUCUUCGAGAUCAGCGAUGUUGUGCUUCUAGAUGAGAAUGCCGAAAGCGGGGCACGCAACGUGCGGCGCGCGUGCGGCGUGCACUGCGGGCGCGCGGCCGGCUUCCAGCACGUGCACGGCCUGCUCGACCGGCUCAUGGCGCAGCUGCGGGUGCGGCACCGCGACCAGUACGCGCUGCGACCUGCGCAAGAUCCCGCUUAUUUCCCUGGUCGCUGCGCUGAAGUUGUACUUCAAGGAAAAGUAAUCGGAAAGAUUGGAGUCAUCCACCCGAAUGUGCUGACAGCAUUCGAGCUUACGAAUCCGUGCUCUGCUGUUGAAAUAGAUAUUGAACCAUUCGUGUAAAUGUAAAAUGCAUUUUGUGUUAAAUUUACGAAUGUACACACACAUUUGAUAUGAAAAUAAAUUUAAUUUUACAGCUUG